This is a messenger RNA of Neocloeon triangulifer, 923 nucleotides long. It is a transcript of the gene Trs23, whose product is annotated as trafficking protein particle complex subunit 4. The transcript has 3 exons. Lineage: Eukaryota; Metazoa; Arthropoda; Insecta; Ephemeroptera; Baetidae. Gene Ontology annotation, cellular component: TRAPP complex. The coding region runs from base 120 to 773 and encodes 217 amino acids. The record is from RefSeq and is a predicted model, not a curated record. Gene Ontology annotation, biological process: endoplasmic reticulum to Golgi vesicle-mediated transport.
UCGUUUGUCAACAAAGAUCAUUGCCAGCUGUUGUGGAUGUUUGCAAAUUUGCUGUCAAAAAAUUGCUGGAUUAAAGAUUUUAGUAGUUUUGCAAAUUUAUGUAGCCAAAAAGUUUUAAAAUGGGCAUAUACAGCGUUUACAUCGUCUCGAAGUCCGGAGGACUCAUCUUCCAGCACGAUCACUUCGUUCCCAAAAUAGAGACGGAGAAAACGUGCAGUUUUCCUUUGGACAUAAAACUUGGUUAUGAAAAUAAGAGGAUUGUUGUCAACUUUGGUCAAAGAGAUGGAAUCAUGGUUGGUCACCAACUCUUAGCCAUCAAUGGUAUUCUAAUCACUGGGCGGCAGUUAGAAGAUGGCAAGGAUGCGCUGGAGUUCCUCGAAAAUCCAGAAAACUACCCUGUCAAUUUGAAAUUUGGCCGACCAAAGAUGACGACCAACGACAAGCUUUUCCUUGCCAGCAUGUUCUACCCCUUAUUUGCCAUUGCGAUUCAGUUGAGUCCAGAGCCCAAAAGCUCAGGAAUCGAAGUUUUAGAAGCAGAUACUUUUAAACUCCAUUGUUUUCAAACACUCACAGGUGUCAAGUUUAUGGUGAUAUGUGAUCCAGCCCAGCAAGGUAUGGACGUGCUUUUGAAGAAAAUUUAUGAGAUUUAUGCAGACUUUGCUCUCAAAAACCCAUUCUACUCUUUAGAGAUGCCAAUCAGGUGUGAACUGUUUGAUACAAAUCUUCAAGCAUUGUUAGAAACUGUUGAGAAGUCCGGAGUGAGUAAUGUGUGAAGUUGCAAGAAACAAAAUUACAUUCGCUUCGUUGUUAUAAGAAUAAUUCAGAAUAAGUGCUGAGACAUAAAAGUAUAUUUGAAAAGUGUUUGAAAGUGAAUGAAAACGUAUGUUAUUUCUUGAAAAUACAAAAUUAUUAAGCUACAAUGG